UGGCUAUAAAUGAUAAGAGUAUCAGAGGUAGUCAAUUGCAUCGUAGGGACUCCUAUUUGUGGCACAUCGAUGAAAUGCGUUUGUGUUAAUCAAGACGAGGUUUCAGAAACCGUAGAGACUACACGCAUGGGUAUGUCAUCCCAGCUAUGAUCUCCAAUCAGUACUAGUACGUCACGAGAAUUGGACGACCGCACGAUGUCACAAAUGAUGCCCUGUAGUUGGUGUUUCUCCGCAAGGUUCGGCAUGAUUCCAUAUCGUCCGGAUGGAACGACGAACAUUGUAAUCGAGAUCGAUAUUAACGUAAAUUUCAUCUUCAUUCAUCUUCAUUUAUUCAAUCGUUCAAUCAAGCUCGUGCAAUCUUGUUAUUUAACUUCGGUAUUGAACUUGACUCGGAUUCGUGGGCACAUAUUGAACUUGAUCCCAUCGCUACUGACGGAACGGGAGUGUAAGGAGAGCCAGGGUGAGCCAGGAGAGGCAGGAGAGCCGGGAGAAACGGGAAUCGGAGGGGCGGGUGGUUCGCUCAGUGGGAGAGACAGGAGACCCGGGCAGUGCAAGCCGGGCAGCCUGCCCGACGAUAUCGUCAUUGUGGAUUCUAUUCUUUUUGUUUGAUCGUUCUCCGACCAAGGCAGCCGCGAGUUUUUCCUACGGGCGUCCUUUUACCGCAGGCAUGCGCGUCGUCUGUUUUUCCAGUCGCGGAGAAACGCGUACGGUCACACUUUGUCCUUAAGACACGCACGGUCACGCAGCGCGCGAACAUAUGUGCGCGAGACGAUAGAGAGCGGAAAACACGCUGGUUACAUCGCUGCAUAAGCGGCCACGUACGUUGAUAGAGAUCGGAGCACGUGUGUUCAACCCGGAGGGGCGACUUGAAAGCGACAGAGCGCGGCCGAAAGAACGCACGCACUUCCCCGCACGGGGAGCUUCCGCAGCUUUCCAAGUAACAGGUGAUUUCUGCGUGCAGUUGUCCAACGAACAAUUUCGGAUGCUACGCAGACAGGAACAAUCCGAUGUUCAUGGGAAUGCGUUUCUGGCAGAAGGCUGAGCCAACUGGCUCCGCGUUGUAUCGAUUCGUUUUCGAACAUCCUAGUUUUCGGCGCAUUGAGAAGAUUGUCGCGAUCUUAUUGUGAAGCGGGGACGAACACAGCCGACAUCUGCCCUGAGAACGACUUUAUGCCGGUAACCACGGUCGGAAAACAAAACUCCAAGGAAGGCGCAACAGGGAGCUAAGAGUAUUUUCUCCGAAAGCUGUGUGGCACUCAACUUCCAAGAUGUUGCCUAUGGCAACAUCCUUAGUAAAAAAGUUCAGUUCGGCAACCGCAUCGGACGAAGGCGGCACCGCCUUCAGCAGAUGGAGGCAGUUGGGAAGCGACGUGAUACGAGAUGUUACCAAUUUUGGCCCUGCGAGGGUCACUCCACAAGAAGAAACGCAACCCAAGGAAGAAACCACAACAGAAGCAAUGAAAACGAAGUCGAAAACUGGAGACGAUUGCAGAGUUUGCCGGAAGUCCAUCGCACCUGAGGAAGCUUCGAGAAUUUGCUGCGAGUGUCAACACAAAGUUUGCGAGGACUGCGCUUGCUAUUCGACGACAACCAAUUCGGAUGAUCCGUCGUCCUGGCGAUGCAGCGUAUGUCGUAGAAAACUUGCGUCUCGGGACCAGCCAAUUGUGACACAGGAAUCGACGGAUUCUUUGCUGGAGGUGCCGGUCCUGGAGGCUCUUCAGAGAAGACACAGCGAGGCGAGACUCGUCUGUCAAACUGGAAGUCAGAUUGGAGGACUUGGUACCGGAUUGGCACCGCCGAGAAGUCCAGAACUGAGAAGGCAUUCAGCUGGGUCGCCUGCCAGUUUGAAAGAACUCGAAAAGUUUCGAAAGGUUGCAGGGGAACGCCGCGAAGACCUCAGGUGGGAAAGGGAUUUGGAUCGCAAGAGCAAGUCUAGGGCAACGUCACCGGAUCGCCAUCAGGUCGAUAGGGGAAGAGGUACCAGUCCCCAGAGGGUUGGCGUCGAACCUUCUUCCAUCGUAGAUCCCAUCGAAGUGGACGAGGAAGAGGAACGUCGUAGCCGAGCUCGCCGAGCCAGUACUGUUCGCGUUAAAUCUCGCAUGACUAGGCAAAGGUCGUACGACGACGAGAUGAAGAACAUGAUCGCGAUGUCCGGGGUUGCCGGACACCACGAGCAUCAGGAGCCUUGCCUGAGGCCUCCGACGAAUCUGCCGCGACGAGCAUCAGCUUAUGACUUUUAUGCAACCUCAAGUGUCAUCGCGGCUGCCCAGCAGAGAGCAUCGAUCUCGGCCCAAGGCAACAGGAAACCAGAGGAAAGACCGACCAGUCGGAGAUCAUCGUUCCGUGCAACAAAGCCAGUGAUGCCGUACGAAGUCGGAGCCGAAGAUGAAUCCUUGAUGAAUCUGGAACCGACGCCUGUACCGGUGACCGUGGCUCAACCACCAGUUUUGGCUCCUGAAGAGGAACGACGCACCAGACGAAGAGGCUCUCAGUUACCGGAUAUAAACACCAUAAAGGCGUUGACAUCCGCAGUUCCAGGAGCAGCAAAGGUAGCUCCAUCGGUCGUAAACAGAGUUGCAGCCGAAGAUCGCGAACUGGCACGACAGGGAAGUCUCGUGGAUGGAGAGAGCAUCAAAAUCGUUAUUCACCACGCAGACAAUGAUAUGUCGCCGUGGGUUAACGCAAAAAGGAGGAUAAAGCUGAGAAGAGAUCCAGCUUUAGACAAAGGACACAGGAUGGCUGGUUUUGGUCUAAGAGUGGUAGGUGGUAAAACAGGGGCUGAUGGCCAUACUUUUGCAUACGUGAUGUGGACGGUGCCAGAUGGACCAGCAGCAAAAGCUGGUAUACUGCGGAACGACAAGGUGUUAGAAUGGGGCGGAGUGUCAUUGGUGGAUCGAAGCUACGAGGAAGUCGUCCAGAUAACCGACCGCGGCGACGACGUAGUCGAGCUGGUGGUGGAGCACGUUUCCGAUACCGUGGACAUGCCCGAUGAUCUAGGUACGGUACCGACGACGGGAAAAGUGCCAGGAAAUAUGGGCCUGCUGAUGGAAGCGGAAACGGAUAAAACGCCCUCAUCACCGACGCGCAGGAAACUGCCAAAGACGCCGGAGCAAAUCGCGAAAGAGAAGCAAGUGUCCGGCCGAGUGCAGAUUCAAGUUUCGUACGAAGCUGAUCGCAAAGAACUGAUCGUCACCGUUUUCAUGGCUGACGAUUUGUGCCCAAGAGAAGACACGGGCUACGGAACGCUACCACAAGCGUAUGCCAGGCUUGUUCUUCUUCCAGUCUGCGAUGACCAAAGUACUUUGAAAACUGCGAUUGCCGAGCCGAGUCAAAAGCCGAUUUGGAACGCGACGUUACUCUUUUCCCGUGUUGAUGGAGAAAGCUUAAUGAAGCGAGCGAUUGAGGUGACUCUCUGGGAUUUCUGUCCCGACUCUGCGAAAGUUUUUCUCGGCGAAUGCAACGUUAAUUUGCAGCGUGCUCUUGAAAACGACAGGGCGGUUUGGUAUCGUUUGGAGGAUCUACGCGGACUUCGCUUAGGUAAAUCACCGUACUGCUCUCCCCGUGGUUCCUUUUCAACCGAGAUAGCACAGAGGCUAUUGCGGAAAACGGAAUUGCCCGAAAGAAGUUACAGCGACGAUACACAAAGCGACAGCGGAAGCCCCGAGCUCGGCUUCCUGCACCCAGAUCACGCCUGGCAUGCAAAUUCGAGAAGAGGCUCCAGCCAAUCCGAGCAACUGGAAGUCGAACCCUAUGAACUUAACAGAGAUUACAGUAGAUCCCUGCCUGGCAGUCGAAGGAGCAGCUUCCAAAGUCAAGGUGGCACCGACAGCAAACGUGGAAGCAUGGGCGAAGCAGACAUGUCGGUCAUGAUGCAUCACAACCGUGACCGUCGACGAAGCUCGUUCACCAGGCCAAUGAGGGACCAUGGAGACAUUCUGGAAGAUCUACGAUUGUUCAAAGCGGCGAAGAGGGAACUCAACAGGACGAUGAGUCUCACCGGAGACAAAAGACGCGAAACCCGGCAGGGUGAGCGCAAAGACAGCGUCAUGAAUAUUCCGGAGAGGUUUUAUGAUCGCAACAUUGAAUCGGACGAGGAAGAGAAAUGGGGUCAGCCAGCGAGAAACGAAAAUGGUGUUGACCCGAAGUUUGGUCGGGGACAAGUGCCACCAAAAGGAUUCAAAAUGAUCACUGGAACUCCAAAUGGCGAGGUGAAAUUGGGUUUCUGCCUAAGCAAAGGUACACUCGAGGUCGAAGUUAUCUGUGCCAGAGACAUUUGUCCAGGUGAAAAAGAAGAACCAGAUACAUACGUGAAAACGUAUCUCCGAGACGGCGACAGAUGGCUGCAGAAGCGAAAAACUCGCGUGAUACGUCACUCGAAAAAACCGCAAUACCGGCAGACCAUUAAAUACAACAGCUGCGACGCUCUCGGAAGAAAUCUGCUCGUGAUGCUGUGGGAGAAGAAGCAGACCUUCGAGAGUAAUCAGGGCUUAGGCGGAGCCGAAGUGAGCCUCGACCAACUUCCAUUGACACGACUGACCGUCGAUUGGUAUCCGUUGUUCCCGAUUCAUACACUCGGCACCCACACCGCGGACUCUCCAUGAUGGCUCAGGGAAAAAUGGGCCCUCGAAGCUGGCGAACUCGACCUCAGGCUGAGCCUUCUGCUCAAGAACGAGGACGAGUCCGUUGUUAAAAUCAUCUCCUGAUGGAACCGAUUAACGUUCCUUCCAGACACCUUCGUUCGUUCUACUCUCCCGCCUUACUCUCGUUUACUUUACUACUUCCAAUCAACGCAAGCUGUCAUACAAAAUUGAAAGCAUUCUAAUAAUCGGUUCGGUGCAGAGAACCUUGUCGCGUUGGCACAGCAGGAUCUCUGUCGUCAGAUGUGCUAUAACCACUAAACGAGAAGGGAUCGUAACCGUUGCCUAAACCUAGAGGACUAGUAUAUUACUAAUGCGAAGUUAGAGUCACUGAAAGUAACCGCGUAGAAAGAGCAAAUUAAUCUACGCAGAAUGGACUGCAAAUAAUCCAGACAAUAGGUGAAAAUAUAAAUGCUUCGUUGAAUGACAAAUAUUUCGUAAAUUUCAUUUACAAAUAUUUGUGAAUGAUAUUUUAAAUUAACGGCAGAUACUUUACUAAAAUUGAGGAACAAGAACAUUGGGAAAUGAAACGAUUUGAAGUAAUUUUUAUUCUACGUCCUUCGAUAAAACUCAUGCAUUUUGCAACUGUUGAGUGGAAAUAAAAAUGAUUGACUUACAGGGUACAUUUUCAUUUUGAAUACGAGCCCAUAAAAUGUUACAUUGCAGAGGGAAGGAGUCUGAAAAAAGGUAGAUUGUCUGGUCCGGAUGUUGAUCUUCAACUAAUUAUUAUAUAAUUAACUACUUUGAAGAAACUUCAUGAAGCUCUUAAUUAUGAUAAGAGACGAAACAGUGAUAAAAAUGACCCAAUUGCAUGGGUUACUCUGCAAAUUUAACUUUGUUUGGGUUACGGUUACAGUCCCUGAAACAGGAGAUUCAAGGAAGAAAAAAAGAAUUACCAAAAUAGACUACAUCCAUCAAUUGUACGUCAUGAGCGAUGACGACAGUUUAAGUCGAAUAUUUAUGGGUCCAAACAGCGUUUCCAUAACUGCUGGGUUAUACGCACUAUGAAUUAAUCAAUAAUGAUUAGAGUUUCGACGACGAUUCUCUGUGUCAAAAUAAUUGUCCGCUCGAGGUUCUACAGAAGUAAAAACCCGUAGUAUACCUUAGUGUUCUCUAUGGAUAGGUGUUACACGGAUUUAACUCCUUCUACAUGAUUCACCGUGUUUGUAUAGGACGCGUACACGUGACGCAGUGGUCUUACACUAUGUUAACGAAGACAGAAUAGAGGAAAGUCCUUAAGCUCAGGAGUUUGCGUCGAGCAGCACUGGUGUAGGUGGUGUCCUAUUUUUGAUCUCUUCGCCGCAUCCAGUGUUUGUUCCGAAGCCAGUUACGUAGAGGCAUGCUAAUAAAAUAAAUAUUUGCGGUGGAAGAGUGGAGAAAUAAAUAUGAACGAUAAAGAAAGGCAAAUAUCGAGUUAUUUUAUAGGUUUCUGCACGUCUAUAUAAGCAAACGUUCGAUUCAAUGUAAACAUACAUAAACGCAGAUAAGAUCGAAUCACAGGAUGAUUAUGAAUUUUUUAACGAACUAUACAUUGUUGAGGGACAUCAAAAUUUUACAAAAAUUGGAAAAGUUCACGAACACGAUACCGUGGUGGGAAAAAUGACCGACACCACGCGCGAUGUAAAAAAAAAACAGUAUAUCUGUAUAUUUUUACAGUAUAUGUAAAAUAAUUUCUUUUCUAGAACAUAAAAUAAAAUUAAUACAACAGAGAGUUAAACAACAAAAAGAACGACAUAAACAACCAAUGAAAUAACAUUUAAUUGGAUGCUUUUUAAGACAUAUCGAAGUAUAUUUGUGUCUUAGAAUCUUCUGAUCAGUAAACGAGCGACCUCGAGCAGUCAGAUAAUUUGACAUCGUGUUAGGAUUCUGCUGUGCUUAAAUACCCUUGUUCAUUCGUUGUAUCCUUCAUUUAUCCAUGCCAUAAGCUCGCAAUGACAGAGCGUACCGUAAGACAAUCAAACACACCGACCGCUCCAAUCGAUAAUUUACUCAGCUAUUUACAUUGGAGCGCAUAAUAAAUAGAAGCACAAUGGUUUUACCGGAUUCCUUUUAAUCGCCUCUCGUGGAGAAUAUUAACACUUUGAUUGUCAUCGUCGCACAAUCGAUCAGUUGACCGCGCGCCUACAAACGCCUAUCAGCGUUCGGAGCGCAUAUAUGCGCAACGCAUGGAAAAAUCUUUCAAGCAUAACGCAGGUCUUGCAUUAAAAUCGCCCGCAGUCAAAGGGUUAAUGUAAAUCGAUUCGUCGCGUGUAUUUUUUGAAACAGCACGGUCCAUCUGUAAAAGACGAACUAGGAACAAACCGAUACAUUAGAAUAUAAAAUUCUUUCUAUCGAGUUCUUUCUUUUUCUCCAUGUCUCGGACACGGCGUCCGCGAGAAUCGUUUCAAAAAUGUCCACGAGGGUUCUAGCAAUAAGGGUGUACAUGCGUGAACCUGUUUAACAGUGAACGGCAUACACAAAACGAAGAAAGCAAGUACGACGAAAGCAACAUAAGAGAGAUUCUAUUUUUUUCAUGAAUUAUUAGAAAGCGAAACAGAAGAGGAAGGGAGAACGAAAAAUAAAGCAACGUCCAACCGUGACGAUGAGGGUCCAUUUUUCCCAAUAAAUUAAGGCUCGACGGAGACGAACGAGAGACGAUCGACAUCCGCUACGCCGUAGCGUUCUCUGGUUGAUCCAGUAUGACGAUUCGAUCGAGUCUCGUGCGAAACCCGCGAACCGAUUUGCAUUUGGUGAAGGAACACGAUGCAUGUUCAUCGACGAGUGUGUCGUUAGGUAUUUACUUCGUCGAGGAGACGUCUCGAAACGAAUCGUAGAAUGAAAGUAUCAAAUUAACCAAGUGCCAGGUGAAUGAAAAGUAUACACGAAAAGAAUACAUUUUAUUUACAUUGCUAUUACGAGAGGGAGAAGAGUAAUCGAGGUAAGAAUGUUUAUGUUCAAGUGCCGACACGUUGCCAUUUUCCUAGCGUUAUUGGUAACACAGGAAAUCAUAGACAAUCAUAGAAAAAUCACGAUCUGACUAAACGUGGCACGUGGACCCUUUGGUGACUUCAUUUUACGAAUGUUCUCUUUGAUUCGUAUCGAAAAAGAAUACCAAUGAUAACAACGAAUGAUUCGGUACUUAUAAACCGAAACAGAAAAUUCGAUGGCAGGAAAUAUGAUUCUUCUAGAUUGAAAUAACAAAUGAAAAUAUGAUUAUUCAAAUUUAAAUUCGAAAUUAAACACGUCUAAACAAUGGUAACUAGAAAUCGAGACGACUCCUCUAACGCUUUAAUUAUUUAACGGUAGACAAUCGUUCCGAGGCUCGCUGGUCGAGCCCAACACGAAGAGCAAUCGGUAAGUGGUUACCAGAACAACUUUACGGGCGACAUAAAUGUCGCACGACAACCUCGGUGUUUAGAGUCACGCGAUUUUUGUAGCUCGUAGACUGACAAGAUUGAUUCCUUUGGCACCCGCGAAUUUAUUAUUCGUUGUUUCCGAAAUAAAAUUACCGCGAGAGCCACUGCGUUCAUCGAGGCUAAUGCAGUGGCCAAGAGAAGUAGUCGUACACCGUGAGGUACACUAAGUGACAAUAACUUUGUAUAUAGAAUAUUCUGUUAAUAACGAGAUAUGUCGAAAUUUAAUGGUUAAAUAUAACUUUCAAAUGGUACGUACUACGCAGAGAAGAGAAGUGGAAUAGUGGGUGUGAUUAGCUAUGGUCAAACCUGGACACUUUUGAAAUUAUAUUAUUUGAAAUGUUAUUUCAAGUAUUGUUUCAAGUGAUACGUUAUUUAUUUCACAAAAUAUAUUUUCCAUGCGAUUUGUACAUUCUUCUCCGCGUAAUCAUACUCUACGAAAAUAUCAAAUUCACAUCUACCGUCGACCACGGUAUCGAAGUACGUACCAUUUGAAAGCUACGAUAAUCGAUCAAGUUUCGAUACGUAUCCUAUUACGUAUCAACGUAAUAUCCUCUUUGCAAAUUUAUUGAUAUUUAAUGUAAAGUGCCUCAUGAUGUUUUUAUAUUUUUCCAGCCACCGUACACAAUCUACGGAACAUUUAAGCGUUUAACGAACGAUCUGUAACAAUAUUGCCGUGGCUCUCGGGGUGGUUAAUUUUUAAAGGAACGAUUCGUUCUUUCGCUACAAAACUUACGAGUGCCGUGACUUUCUCUGAAUCAAACUGUUCGUGUCCUCGAAUAAAUCGGUACACAGUUUCGUUGUCAGAGAAUGAAAUCGGUUGGGUAGCGAAGGAGUCGAAACGCGAAUAAAAAUAUGAACGACGAAUUGUACGAAAGUAUUGCGCUUACCCCGCCCGAGAUAGAAGCAGAAGCUCCAAUAUGAUGUCAGACAUUAAUUAUUCGAUAUAUAUAUAUAUAUAUGUAUAUGAAAAUGAGCGCGUGACGAAAUCAUUAAGAUCGCGCGCGUCAUACGGUAACUUUUACGAGAUAAUUCUACUUAAGCGCCUAUUAAUGGUACAUAGAAAUCAAUGAUUUCGCUGACCAAAUCCUUAUAACGUUCGGAUUUAACCUUCAUCGCGACGAAUUUUGUUAGGAACGAAGAGCGUCGCGAAAUUCCACUGAUGAAAAUUCAGUUCGUAAUAAAAUAACGAUAUUAAUUUUAUUCCGAAGAUUUCAACAGAGCAACAGGAAUCUAAGAGACAGAAACAUCUCAAAGGACAGAUAAGCAAAUAGAUUUAACGGUUGCAAUAACAUAACUACAAAGAAAAGAAACAUCCAACUUAAUUCUAAUUUGAGAUGUUUUGCUGACGAAUAAGUUCUCUGGAAAUCAGGUAAAACCUCGUUGAGCAAUAAACGAUAAAUGUAUGGACCAUCGCAAACAAAUGUUUGGACUGUCGGUCGGUCGUACGAUGAAGGUUGAUAUCUGACGAGAUCGCAGCAUUAAAAAUUACUAUUACCUUGGAUGGCGACCUUGUCCCAGCGAUAAUCGCACAAUUGUUCGGAAAGCGUAUUUCCUUAGCGUUAGCGUAGGAUUCUGGCGUAGAAUUCUAAUCAUGCUCGUACUUUGUUUCGACUCGAUCGCUUCCAAAUUCUUCCAAGUACACGGUCCACAAGCGUUGGCCUUUAGCGCGCGAAAUCAAUCUCGUGAUACCGUCGCUUCGAAGGACAGGAGAGCGACGACGGUUCUCGCCUCCUUCGACGACAGACGAGUAGCUGAAACUAUUCUCGCGGUUCUGCGAUAUAAUCUCAAUGGAUAGUACAAGGGUGACGGUGGCCCAUCAACGACGACGAUAACGAAAAGAAAAACGAACGCUAGAGGAAUGGUAUACGCGAGCAGAUGUUUGACAAACGCAAAAAUCUGAUCGGCCUACAAACAUAUCCUAACGUUUUUUCUUUAAGGGUACAUCAGGCGCGAAGAAAUUUUCGACGAGAGUUAACCAGCUUCCCUCGAAAUCGUCUUCGUCCUAUGUUAAUCGCAUGGACAAUCCUCUCGAACGAAUGCAAUCAUCUAAACCUGUAGAUGAAAGGUUCUUCCUUCGUAAGUGGCUAAGCGCACUGUAGGCACAUUUUCUACUAGAUCUGGAACCGAUCUACUUAUUAAUCAACACCGCUGACGCGAUCCUUGGCAUUGCGAUUUCUGUCCAUGCUAUCGCUGCAGUUUCUUUAAUGCCAACUUCGUUAACGAUACUUCAACGCGAAUUCGUGUUUUCCGAUCGUCCCGCAGUGGAGUAUUUGACGUGAAUAUUUCACCAAAAUUACUUUACUGCUUCUACUUAAUUCAAAUGCAAUUGGAAACGACACGGCUAGAUCUAUACGGUACAAUGACACGCGAAAGUAUUCGUACUCAAUUAAUCGUCGACUACAAACUUGAUACAUUUCUGGAACAAUUUUUUUUCUAGGAGAAUCUAUAACGAUCAAUACAUUAUUAUUAUUAUUAUUAUCAUUAUUAUGGAUUAUUAUCACUGUUAAUUGUUUUUAAAUUGUAUGUUUGUUCGUUAUACUAUAAAUAGGAAAUUCGUUAACAUAGUCUUCGAAAAUAUCGUACAGGAACAUUUCUCGAAUUUAAAAAAUGUAUUGUCUAUUUUCAUUGUAACUUCUUCAUUCAUUUUUCUGUUUACUUAGAAAACCUUUUAGAAGGUACAAUUUUAUGUUCUUGAUAAGGUAUCGAAAAUGAUUUGAUAUUAACUAUUUGACAUUGUUCGCUAUCGACAACUUGGUAUUGCUUUUAUUAUUAGUAGAGGCUUAUUCAUAACGACUGAUCCAGUUAUUUAGGACGAUAUUUCUGAUCUUGCAAAUGAUUUUCAAGACGUUUGUCGUUAGUAAUACUAAAAGAUUGUAAAUUUCAAAGAAACGUAAUGUUCUGAGAUCAGACAGUGCAGAUUGAAAUCGGUAGUUUUUCUAGGACUUCUUGUGGAGGAUUCGAAAAAUGUUCACAAAUUUACGAAUUAAAUCUUGGCGAAAGUCUUGCCUUUUCAAGUAGUUUUAACAAACGUUAUUAUCCAAUGGUAUAACUAAAAAUUCAAUAUUUCAAACAUGAUGUAAUAGUUUUGGUAUCUGAUACAGAACACACUAAUGCUAAAUACAUAGCAGCUAUUACAAAACAUUGAAUAAAUACACUCAAUGAAAAGUCGUACUCGAAUUGAUCACUGAAGAAAAUCAUAAAUAUACAGUUACCAAAAUGGUCGACAUAAGUAAACAAUAACUUUAUGUUGUAAACAAGCUGUACUAUUCGAAAUUUUGACCACAUGUUCAUACAAAUAUUCCACUGUCCGACUCGAAUCUUGAAAUCUUAUAGGAACUAUAUUCGAUGGAUCACGUACGUUUACGAUCCAUCGCUUUUCAUUUAUCAAACGCGUCAAUUCGUUGGGAUAGCUGCGCUAUUCAUUUAAGCUUCUUACAAUGCGACGGAAAAAGCAUAACAUCUGCGAAGAGAAUACUUUCCGCUCGCAAAGCUGUUACUUCCUUUUCUAAAAAGAAAAAAAUCAAUUGAAAUCAGUUCUUCGAUGUCAAGUAUAAAUCAAGUCUGCCUAACUAUGUGACUACUGUAUCGCCUACAUAAAUACUAUACAUAUAUAUUUAUUUACAUAUACACGUAAUAUAAGUAUAUAAAUAUAAAAGAAAUCUCUCUCUAUAUAUAUAUAUAUAUAUAUAUGUAUAUAUAUAUACACAUCAUAUAUAUACAUAUAAAAUGCGUACAUAUAUAUCGUAUCGAAAUUGACAAUCGAGAUCAUUGAUCCAAUUAUGUAUGUUACAAAACUUCUAGUCGAUAUCUCAUACAGCAGAUAGUCAUAUUUUAUCGACGCACGAUCACGUGUAAAAUAAUCGUAAAGGUGUAUAGAUAUAUUGUCACUGAUGUAAUUGUAUGUAUGUACCUGUGAUGUCGUACGAAAUGCAGCAGACUGGAUAAUCGAUUGCACUUGCAUUAAAAAAUGAAACAGACUAAAGGAGGACUUGCGUCAAAUAUAAGGAAAAUAGGAAAUGUUGUUCUCGAAUCGAGAACAACAUUUUCUGAACUGUAUUCGAAUGGUCCCAGGAACGAGGUACGGUAAACAUUAGAAUCUACAUCCAAGCAACAGCAUCUUCCCGCGCAUAUCUGCGUUGCAUGUACACGUACUCGUUCUACCGUCUAAUUGUCAACGGCAAUCUCAUUUUAAUAACACCUACGCUCGCGUGGAUCGAACUUCGCAUACUUACACCCGCUGUACACAGCGUUUUAUGCGCGCAGGUUAAAAUCAAAUUCGUUCAAAGCAACCGAUUCAAAUGAUAUAUUCUUCAUUACGUCUCACAGUUGAGAAACAAUAGUUUUGUUCGAAUAUUUUUCUAAUUCUUUCGUAUAUCCAGCUAUAUCCAAAGAGACACCGAGCAUGGAGAAAAUGGCGUUUAUAUUUUUCCAAUUUGUGAUGUUCUUCUAGUCUCAGUUUUUACAUCUUAAGAAUCUAUAUCUGGGAUUAAUUAAGAAAACGUAGGUUAAUAAUUUAAAUCGUAAUCUUUUCAAUUUAAUUUAGUAGUACAUACGGAAAAAAAGAUUUCUUAUCGCGAUAAGAACUGAUGGCUAACUUUCGUUUGAUUGGUUUCAUUGGUUUUCUAUUGACUUAAAAGGUAUACACACACUACUGUUUGAAAGUAAUGGUAGUGAACGUAAAUUUUACCUAAAUUUUUCAUGGACUCGUACUUCCGACUGGUAGUGCGUGUUCCAAAUUAGAAAUAUUAAUCUUAUAACAAUUCUGUUACCAGCGAUACAUUGUUAUAUAUUCGUUUAACUUAAUUAUAACGUAAGAUCGUUAUAAGUUUAACGAUUAAGUCUACGGUUCAUGAAAGACGACUGAUGCGUAACAAACUUGCUGCUUUUCUUUUCGUGAGCACACAGUUUUAUACAAAUUGUACAGAUACUGCUCAAUUACGGCCUAAACACGAAAAUAAUGCAAACGAACGUAAAGUAAAUAUUUUUGACAAGUGCUUGAUCUGCGUAAGCAAAUAUUUAAUCGCGAUAUGCGUAAUCACGCGCAACCGCUGGCAUAAAUGCGACCGUGCACAAGUAUGGUCCUCUGGUCAGGAGUUGGCGAGGCAGCCCAAUUGGCUGUGGCGUAACGGUGAUUGAAAUUCGCAAACGAGACAUAUCGAGAUAAACUGAACGAACAAUAGUAACUAUUGACGUAGAUGCAUAUAUGUAAGAAAAAUUAAAAGAUUUCGAGACGGAUAAGAUACACUUUGUCUUUAAAAUGAGAACAUAGCAUGGACUACGAAUAUGCAGCGUGACUACUCGAAAGAAAGAGGGAAUCUCGAAGGAUAAAGUAAUACUCUUGCUUCCCUCCUCUUCAGUUCGUAGGUGCCUCGCCAACUCCCAAGCAAAAGUCUGUACAAACGACGUUAUCAUCAUUAUCCACGAAUGAUCGAUCAUUGACGGAUCACUCGUGGCUAACGAUUCGUCAAUCAGUUGUAAAGCAUGGAAUCGUAAAGCAUACGCGGCUAAUGUUUCGAGCGUCGAGUAAUUCGAAAGACGGUGUUCCAUUUAAGGUGGCAAAGUCAUUGAUGCCAAAGGAUGACAAUAAUCAUCCAGGAUCUGUAAACAUUCGUUACCAAAUUAUUGCAAGUACACCUGCGCGUUCUAAAGUAACGAACCAUUAAUUUGCCAUGAUCUCUAAUCCAAUCCUCGCACGAGUUCACAAUGCAUCGCAAUACAUAAGUAUUUUCCUCGAAGGCAUUGCGAUCUCCUAAUGCGAGGAUUAAAGUCACGCCAAAUCUCAGGCAUGCGUUCUUCCUGACACAAAUUUCGGACCUGUAGCAUAAUGUUCUUCAACGUCUCGUUUCCAUUCUCUUCCUUUCUUUCCAAAGCACUUCGGACACUUUACAAGCGACGUCGAAAGAAGGAAUUACCGAAACGCCGUCGAGAGAAUCGUGAAAACCUAUUCACCAAGGAAAAUGUCGAGCGCUUUCGACGUCGCUUAUCUUUCGCUUAUAGCGAUUACUACGAUCGCCGUCGUCUCAGACUCAUCUUUCCAUAAGACGGUUCGCGGUUAAGCGCUCCUUUUCGUAUAUUCGUGGAUUACGAAGUUUGUAGUAGACACGCUGGGUGAGGUAUCUGUAAGGUAGUCUUAAGCAAGUUUAAAUGGUGUAUCGUUAUAUACAGAAUUUCAUGUGAUUCCUUAUGUGUUAAGUGUUGAUUGUCGCACGUGUGGAUUAGAAUCACAACGUGCGGUAGACUUAACGAGUUAACCGAGUAACGAUAAUACUUAGAGAUUAAAAAAGUCGACUAUGCUCGAUUUAUUCUGUGGCGAUAGUCCGUGUGUAAGUAAGUAAAUUCGUAAUAGAGGUGAAUACGGAAGCGUCUUCAAGUCGCGCUACGGAUUUCGUUUUUUUUUUUUUUUUCGACCCGAACAUUUCCAACGAAACUGAUAUUGGUUUGUUUCUGCUGCUUUCGCUUUAAAUUGUUUACACCUGGCGCCUUGUUCUAACUGACAAACGUGCGACGACAAAAUCGAUCAUAGCUGAGCAAGAGUGGGGACAGACUCUCGUUGUCGUGUAGAUUCUAUUCGCGCUAACUCCAAGCGUAUGCUGAGACAAAGCCACUGACCCGUAAUAUUUGGUCAUUUGUUGUUAUACAAAGCCUUAAAUUGGAGUUUGAAUUCAGUAGAUUUCGAUCGAACAAGGAUAUAGGAACAAGGAUAGAAGGAGAAUAGGAGAGAAAGAAAGAAAGAAGAUGCUUUGUCCUUGAGCAACCGAUUAACACCCAAAAUAGGACAGGUUCCACGAAAAAAUCAAACUUGUUUGAACACUCAACUAGUUCUGACGACGCGUAGUGAAUGUUCCGACAUGUUUGUCUUUGCUAGUGUAAACACAUAUCAUUGUAUCAUUGAAGAACUUGUUUGGACUAAUUCGUCAGAACUCGUAUCUAUAGUAACCGUAGCCUGAAGCGUUUUGAGAAAUUCGCGCGAAUAGAAUCUACACGACAACGAGAGCCUGUUCCCAUUCUUGCCGUCGUGUCUCAACGAUGAGUUUCUUUCUUGAUCUCCAGACUGAAAGACGCUUCUUUAACGAUAGCGUUAUUGGCGGUUUUAAUCGGUCCCUCGAGCUUUAAGAAAUUAUUUAUCGAUGCAACGAGCUUCGCGCAAACUGAAUGUUUCUAUUUAUGGAACCUUUUCUAUUCUACCAACGCUUAAUCAUUACGAAUGUGUUACGAUGAUUUAUACCGCAAAGCUGCUUCGUAUUUCUUCCGGCAUGUUUCUUGAAUCGUGCUGGAAAGUUUGUCCUUCGUUGAAAUGUUUAGAUGUUGGUACGGGAGUAUAUUCCAGGGCAGUGUGUUUCAACGUUUUCAAAACAAAAAGUAGUCCGUUGCAAGCGCAUAUUUAAAUAUAUUCAAAACGUUUCGACCUCUCUUUACGGAUCCUUUUCGAUAUGGUUGUGUAGAACCUAUAAUUGAUCAACGAAAUUAAGUAGAAAUAAAUAAAUUGAGCAAGAAGAAAAGAAGAGACAAGUAAUUUUUUAGAGAAUCGAAUAAUAGAGAAAUAAAGAGUUCAAGUAAAUAAUAGAGAUUAGCUGCAUGUCAAAUUGAAAUAAAAUCUUCUUGGUACGUAUAAUUGAAUAAAAUUAAGCUGUUGGGUAAAUAAAAAUAAAACGAUCGAGCUAAACUUAAUUAGUACAUCUAAA
Messenger RNA from Hylaeus anthracinus, 15714 nucleotides. It is a transcript of the gene Fife, whose product is annotated as regulating synaptic membrane exocytosis protein 1. The transcript is spliced from 23 exons. Gene Ontology annotation, cellular component: presynaptic membrane; cytoskeleton of presynaptic active zone. NCBI's taxonomy places the organism in Eukaryota, Metazoa, Arthropoda, Insecta, Hymenoptera, Colletidae. The record is from RefSeq and is a predicted model, not a curated record. Gene Ontology annotation, biological process: positive regulation of synaptic transmission; regulation of membrane potential; regulation of synaptic plasticity. Bases 1269 to 4601 code for a protein of 1110 amino acids. Gene Ontology annotation, molecular function: transmembrane transporter binding; small GTPase binding.